Nothobranchius furzeri (turquoise killifish) is the source of this 1538-nucleotide messenger RNA. NCBI's taxonomy places the organism in Eukaryota, Metazoa, Chordata, Actinopteri, Cyprinodontiformes, Nothobranchiidae. The record is from RefSeq and is a predicted model, not a curated record.
ACGGUUUGGGAUCAACCAGAAAACAUAAAACGGUUCGAAAUUGCAUUUAGUGCUCAAAACUUAAUUCUUAAGUUUUUUUUAUUUAUUUUAUUUAUUUUUAAUUUUUUUGCGAACAACAAAUGACUGAAGGUUGCUUUGAAGUCCCCUUGAAUUACUUUACUUUGAAAGGCCAUACCCGGAUGAGAGGGCAUGGUUGAUUUUCUCGUGGUUGGUGGUUUAUAGCUAGAUUAGCUCCUCCACGUUAAGCUACUAUGAACGGCUGUAAAAGAUUAUCCUCACUGGGUGACCGAGCCUCCGGUCUCUACAUUCUGUUCUCGGUGGUCAAAUCAAGGAUAAGUGGACAAAUGUGUCUCAGACGGUGUCAGAGCACCACUAGCAGUCCCGCUCCGGGCUCCGACAGCGGAGAGAAACCCCAGCGACUCAGAGCGAUUGACCUGGCCCGGAAGGUCCAGCAACAGAAGGCGACACAAGCAACACCGCCUCCGGUGUCCGGGUCGCAGGGUAGAGUGACUGAGCUGAAACGGUUCAGUCUGCAGCUACAAAACGUUCAUCCCAACGUGCUAGCUAAACACCUCAGCAGAAGCGUGCUGUACCAGGAUAAAGAUGUAGUUCUCAUCAAUAAACCUUAUGGUGUCCCUGUCCAAGAGCAGUCUGGAGUCACGUCCAUCUCCUCGGUGCUUCCUGUUCUCUCAAAAAUAAUGGAUGGGAUGAAGGUGAAGUCUGAGUCUCGGCUACUCCCCUGUCUGAGUCUGGAGAAGGGCUCAACAGGAACUCUUUUGCUGGCCAGGAGUGAAGAAGCAGCAGAACACAUCCUCACACUGGAUAGGAAUAACCAAGUGCAGAGGAAAUAUUGGGUUGUCACAGUUGGUGUUCCUGUGCCGUCUGAAGGGCUGAUUGAUAUUCCUGUUAUAGAGAAAGAGGUCCCAGGUCCUCAGCCACACUUCAAGAUGGCCUUAAGUCCAUGUUUCAGAAUGAAUGAGACCGGUGAUGGGCUAACCAAACUCCGACGUCAUCGGCAGGCACAUCCUGCAGUGACAAAGUACAGAGUCCUGGACAGCAGCAAUGGCUGCAGCCUCGUGGAGCUCCAGCCUUUCACCGGAGUGAAGCACCAAUUGAGGGUUCACAUGGCGUUUGCUCUGGCAUGUCCCAUUCUUGGUGACCAUAAAUAUUCCCACUGGAACAAACUGGCACCACAGAAACUUCCAGCUCGAGUGCUCAAACGGCUCGGACUGGAGCAGACCAAGAUCCGACAUCUUCCUCUUCACCUGCACGCGCGACAGCUACUGCUGCCGGGACACAACAACACUGACAUCAACGCGUCUUGCCCCCUUCCCAAAUACUUCUUACAAACUCUGAAGAGAUUAGAAUUAACUUUUCCAGAUGACAAAGAGGAUGAAUAAAUUCUGCAGUCCCAGUUACUCAUGAAAUAGGUGAGGCUGCGGCAUGUGGAAAUAACCAUUUAAAUGAACUGAACAGGCUGAGUGUCAGCAGCUCUGAGAGUACAGCCUGGUGUUUUACUAAUAAAUAUAAAAAACAUG